Molecule: messenger RNA, 1321 nt
Organism: Caenorhabditis sp. 36 PRJEB53466
Lineage: Eukaryota; Metazoa; Nematoda; Chromadorea; Rhabditida; Rhabditidae
Source: the annotation of a GenBank genome assembly
AUGGGGAUUAAGGGACUUUCGCAGGUGAUUGCGGAUAACGCACCGUCUGCAAUCAAAGUCAGCGAAAUUAAAGCAUUCUUUGGAAGAAAAGUGAGUUUUUUCUUGGGAUUUACAUUGUUUUUUAUAUCAAAAAAAGAUCCGUUCGACACGAAGAUUUCACAAUAUUCCAGGUGGCAAUCGAUGCGUCGAUGUGUCUGUACCAGUUUCUAAUUGCCGUACGUCAAGACGGAUCUCAAUUGCAAAGCGAAGACGGAGAAACGACGAGUCAUCUGAUGGGAAUGUUCUACCGAACCAUCCGGAUGAUCGAUAACGGAAUCAAGCCGGUCUACGUUUUCGACGGAAAACCGCCAGAUAUGAAGAGCGGAGAGCUCGAGAAGAGAACCGAACGACGUGCGGAAGCGGAGAAGGCAUUGACGGAGGCGAAGGAAAAGGGCGAAUUGAAAGAUGUGGAGAAGUUCGAAAGAAGACUCGUCAAAGUGACGAAACAGCAAAACGAGGAAGUCAAGAAACUACUCGGUCUGAUGGGGAUCCCGGUGGUGGAGGCGCCGUGCGAGGCCGAAGCCCAAUGCGCUCAUCUCGUGAAGGCCGGAAAAGUGUACGGAACAGCCACGGAAGAUAUGGACGCACUCACCUUCGGAUCGACUGUCCUCUUGAGGCACAUGCUGGCUGCGGAAUCGAAGAAGAUCCCGAUCAAGGAGUUCAACCUGGCCCGCGUGCUCGAAGAUAUGAAGCUGACUGAAGAGGAAUUCAUUGAUCUGUGCAUUCUGCUCGGAUGCGAUUACUGUGGAACCAUCCGAGGUGUCGGACCGAAAAAGGCUGUCGAACUCAUCAAACAGCACAAAAACAUCGAGACCGUGCUCGAGCAUCUCGACAAAACAGUGAGGAAUCAUUCAAAGUUCGGGCGCGAUAAUCGUCUUGCUUUCAGAAGUAUCCACCUCCGGAGGAUUGGCCAUACAAACGUGCUCGUGAGCUCUUCCGUGAGCCGGAUGUACAGAAGGGCGAAGACGUGGAACUGACGUGGAAAGAGCCGGACGUCGAGGGAAUAGUACAGUUCAUGUGCGGAGAGAAGAAUUUCAAGUAGGUUCACACACCCAUCCACCCGCUUUCAUUUAAGUAUUUCAGCGAGGAACGCAUCCGAUCGUCUCUAAACCGAAUGCAAAAGAGCCGGAAUGCGGGCACACAAGGACGCAUCGACUCGUUUUUUAAAGUCUCGUCGCAAGUGCAAUCUGUGACGGCGUCCAAAAGAAAAGCUCAGGAAGAAGCGGAGAAACAGAAGAAGGGCGGAAAGAAGGGAGCGCCGCCGAAGAAGAAGGCCAAGUAA